CUACGUUUAUCUUACUGAAUGGAUGUUUCGAACUUUUGGCUGGAGAUAUGGUUACCUCGUACUUGCUGGUAUUUUCCUUUUUUCUGUGUUGCUUCCUCUUGGAUGGUUUGAAAACCCUGAAUGUCGAGCAGGACCAGAAGAAGAUGACAAAAAGGACAAUGUUUUUGGGAGUGGCCAGCAAGUUUUCAUUCAGACGAUAUGGUUUCUUUGCAAUGUUGCAAACGGAGUAGGACAUGUUAAUUCGACUGGAAUUUUGAUGAAGCACUUAGAAGACCUGGGUUUACCGUCUUAUAUCGCUGUUCGGUUCAUGGCUACAGAGGGAGUUUGCAAUUUCCUAAGUCGUUUAGCUAUGACCCUGAUCGGUGACCGUGUGAAGGGACAUAUAUUACAGAUACACGCAGUUUUGGCGUUAAUCUUGUCAGCAAACAUGGUUCUGGGAUAUGCUGCCACCACACCUACAGCAUUUAUACCGUAUAGUAUAGUUCUAGGUUUAAGCCAGGGUCCAUUUUUCUCUGCUAUGUAUGCAUCAUGUGGAGAAGUAAUGUCUGGACAAAACGUACACGACAUAUAUAUAGUAUGUGAUGUUGCAUUAUACGUCGGAAUGGCCACAGCACCAUAUCUCUCAGGUGCUAUAUACGACUGGCAGAAGUCCUACUCAUUGGUAUUUGUGAUAUUAGCGGUUGGGUAUUUUAUAUGUGGUCUCACCUUGUUCAUUAUUGUAGGGAUGAAUAAAUUUUCGGCGAAGACAAAACAUUCUGAGAUUAUUCCUGUGCAGAGGUAAAUGCGAG
Molecule: messenger RNA, 788 nt
Organism: Lingula anatina
Lineage: Eukaryota; Metazoa; Brachiopoda; Lingulata; Lingulida; Lingulidae
Biological process (GO): transmembrane transport
Molecular function (GO): transmembrane transporter activity
Source: RefSeq, a predicted model, not a curated record